CUCUCUGCCAACCCUGCGUUUAAUCGCUCGCCUCUGCGAAGAAGAGGGAGCGAAACUACCAUGAUUUGGUUUAGUUGAUUUCUAUUUAUGCCAGCAUCAGAGUUUGUGUGAAAAAAAAAAUGCACUGCGAUAUUCUGGAUGAACUAUGUAAUUCAUGCCUGGACAAGUGACAUGGCCUCACCGUUUGAGGCUUUUAAGCUUCAUGAAGAAACAAACUUUAUUUUGCAGCCUGUCAAGAUGGGUCGUGGAGUAAGCAGUGGAGGGGGUCAAAGUUCUUUGGGUUACCUAUUUGGUGGUGAUGAGGCUCCUAAAUCUACUGGAGAGAGUGCUGCACCAGCUCAUAAUCCAGCUCCUCCACCACCGGUUGAAAACAGCAAGCAAAUUCCUGCAGGUAUCCAAGGGAGCCUACCAAACAACUACCACCGAGCAGAUGGGCAGAACACUGGUAAUUUUAUCACGGAUAAACCUUCAACGAAGGUGCAAGCUGCUCCUGGUGGUGGUUCUUCCCUGGGUUACCUGUUCGGGGGUGGUGGCAACUGAUGUUAUUCUUGCUGCUGAAGUCAGUGAGAAACUUCCGAAACUAUGUUAUUGCUGCUUGCAGCUUUUGGGAUGACUAUAUUUGCAAUUUGGAGUUGGUAAAUGCUUUAACUUAUUAGCUUCAUGUCUGAAAUGGUUACAGUGAAGUUUAUGAGUGUAGGUGUUCCUUGGACAAGUGGCUUUGUAGUCUGCACUAUUAACUAAUACCUCUUUAUUCGAUUUCCAUGUUUCUUUA
Messenger RNA from Musa acuminata AAA Group (dessert banana), 772 nucleotides. Its product is annotated as protein SPIRAL1-like 3. Gene Ontology annotation, cellular component: cortical microtubule, transverse to long axis. Gene Ontology annotation, biological process: cortical microtubule organization. The transcript is spliced from 4 exons. The record is from RefSeq and is a predicted model, not a curated record. NCBI's taxonomy places the organism in Eukaryota, Viridiplantae, Streptophyta, Magnoliopsida, Zingiberales, Musaceae. The coding region runs from base 139 to 540 and encodes 133 amino acids.